Molecule: messenger RNA, 2028 nt
Organism: Styela clava
Lineage: Eukaryota; Metazoa; Chordata; Ascidiacea; Stolidobranchia; Styelidae
Source: RefSeq, a predicted model, not a curated record
AUGUCUCGUUCACAUUCACCUAAUCAAAUCCAAGAGUCGAAUGAAAUAGUGGUUCCAGUAUUAAAGCCUCCUGAUGUGAGACCUAAAUUGCCAGCAUCAGAUUUGUUAUCUCAAUCUCGAGUCAGAGUGGACAAUCAUGUAUUGAAUGUUAGAAGACCUGUUUCUACUGUUAAUAUGAGAGAUGCCGUGAAUGUGAAUAUUUCUGAUCAGUAUGAAUCAUUGAACCGACCUCCGUACACAGAAGCACAUAUCCCGCAACAAAGAAGCACGCAUGAUCAAUCGUCACCGAAUGUGGAAAGUUUAUUGGGCAAUAUGGCAUCUAUGUUGCAAGACGGAAUUGAUAGACCUCGACCUGAAUUAUUGCAUUUUAGUGGAAUAGAGACUGAAUAUGUCCGGUUUAUCACUAACUUCAACUUAAAUAUUGAUAGAAGAGUACAUGAUACAAGUACAAAGUUGUCAUAUUUGGUACAAUACUGCGAAGGUGAUGCGAGGGAACUGAUUAUGCACUGUACAAUGUUGCCACCCGAGGAAGGUUAUAAAGAAGCAUGCGAUUUGCUCAGAAAGACAUACGGUCGACCAAUGCUUGUGGCUAGAAAAUAUUCGGAAAAGUUGACUAAAGGACCAUGGUUGAAACCUGGAGAUAACGAAGGUUUGUUACGUCUUUCUCAAACAUUAGAAGAAUGUUUAGUCACUUUGACUCAUUUGAAAUAUUUUGGGGAUUUGGAUAAUUUUGAUACUAUUUUUUCCAUCGUAUUACGACUUCCUCUCAAGUUGCAGAACAACUGGGAAGAAUCAGUGGCAGAAUUAGAUGGACAAGAUAGAGAAGUGAGAUUUAAAGAUCUUGUUCGAUUUAUGAAGAAAAAGGCUGCGGCUGCAAAUACGCCUUAUGGAAAAGCCUUGAGAGCUCGAAGAGAGCAAGAACAGCAAUAUCGUUUACGAUUUCAAUCAUCGAAUAGGCGAAAGAUUCACGCUCAUUCAACUGCUGUGAAUUCAGCUGUUGACAGCAGUGUUACCAGUGCAAAACAUAUUGAAAAGGGAAGAGAUGUCUGUCCUGACUGUUUAAAGACGUCACACAAACUUGUUGACUGUUACAAAUUCCUGCAGAAGUCACACGGUGACCGCUUGAAGAUUGUUAGAAAGGCAAGAUUGUGCGAUAAUUGUUUUGUAUAUGGUCAUAUGUCGAGAAAUUGUCGUAAACCACCUGCUUGUACUGUUGACGGGUGUAGGUUGAAACAUAAUACUUUAUUGCAUAGAAGAGAACAAGAGACAUGUACCCAGACAGAAAAUGCUGCUGGUAUAAAUGAGCAAAAAAUUGAAGCAUAUGCGACUUCAAAAAGCUCAGCAGGAUGUUUUUUGAAUAUUGUCCCUGUCAAGAUCUGCGCCAACAGGAUAGAAAUAGAAACAUAUGCAUUUCUAGAUGAAGGUUCUACUGCCUGCUUGUGUGAUAAGCGACUUCUUGAUCUAUUGAAGUUGAGGGGCAAGAAAACGCAGUUUUCGUUGACAACUGUGAAUGCGGUACCAACAUCACAAGAUGGUUAUGCGGUUGAUUUUACUGUAAAAUCACUUGAUGGUAGAGAAAGUGUUGAUUUAUCUCAUGUGCUAACUGUUGAUAGACUGCCUGUUAAAGCUAAUGAAGCACAAUUUGAUGUACAAAGUUAUGCACAUUUGAAGGGAUUGAAGAUUCGUACUCUGCCGUGUAAAGAUGUGAUGUUGAUGAUUGGGGUAAAUGUCCCUAAAGUGUUUUGGACAAUGGAUGAGAGACGAGGGAAACACAAUGAACCUUCGGCGAAGAAAUCCAUUUUAGGAUGGUCAUUGGUUGGACCAGCUUUAUCUCAGGAGAGAAACAGUGAUGUUCACAUUCAUUGCGUUCAAGUGCAAGAGGAAGACUUGCUGAGUCAGCAAAUCAAAUGUUUGUGGGAAAGUGAUUUUAAAGACGCUUCUCUGUCGCCUAUUCCAUCAAUGUCUAAGGAAGACAAAUACGCAUUGCAAUUGAUGGAAGAUUCAGUUGAGAUCGUGGACGGACAUUAA